Messenger RNA from Malaclemys terrapin pileata, 2622 nucleotides. RefSeq names its product mitochondrial rRNA methyltransferase 2 (gene MRM2). The record is from RefSeq and is a predicted model, not a curated record. Gene Ontology annotation, molecular function: rRNA (uridine-2'-O-ribose)-methyltransferase activity. Lineage: Eukaryota; Metazoa; Chordata; Testudines; Emydidae. Gene Ontology annotation, biological process: RNA methylation. Gene Ontology annotation, cellular component: mitochondrion. The transcript has 3 exons. The coding region runs from base 1541 to 2278 and encodes 245 amino acids.
UGUGUGCGUGCAAACACCCUUUCCCCAAGGCCUGUCGCAUCAAAUAGGGCAGGGGUACCACUUGUGUUGCUUUAAAGGGGAAAAACUUCAGACUUGUUAAUAUUUGAAAUCUAGAAAGAGGAACAGUUGGGGAGAAAAAAGGCAGGGAGUCAUUGUUGAACUUACUCAAUGAACUCCGUUUGAAAUCUCUGGAACUGAAAGAAAUUUUUGGUAGCGAUGCAGAGGAUUAACCAUUGUAUGCUAAAACAAUUCUGACUGUCCCAAAUGGGGAAAUCAGUAUGUUAUGGGGAUGAAAUUCAACUGCAUGAGUCUGACACUGUGAUGUUGAGCUGAUAUAUUCCUUUGCAGCAUCCUUGCAUACCAUGUGACAAUGGGUCAUGGCCCCUGAAUAAUGUGAUACAAUGUGCCAGUGCUACACAGGCCCAAAGCUGAUAUUGGAAUUGGUGAUUGUCUCAAAAGCAGCACUUAUAUGUGGAGUUACCCAAUCAGAAAAUCUAAUCCACUAUUUGUGGGGCUGUUACCCUGUCUCUGGGUCCUUAUGUCACAUGCAGGUUUCUGUUACUUGGUACAUAUAACUUUUAACAGUGAGGGUGAUUUUACCAUUGGAACAACUUACAGGGGGAUGUGGUAGAUUCUCCAUCACUUGAAGAUUUAAAACAAGAUGGAAUAGCUUUCUAAAAACAUGCUGUACCUCAGACACAAGAUAAGGGUUGGAUGCAGGAAUUACUGGGUGAAAUUCUAUGGUCUUGUUAUGCAGGAGGUGAGAUUAGGUAAUCAUAAUGGGUGGUUCCUUCUGGCCUUGAAAUCUGUGAAUAAAUGUUUCUAAAACCGCUGUUAUUGGGAAAGAUGAAGGAGAAUUUAGACUAAAUUUAUUAGUGGGGAAAAUGGGACUUUUGGAGGAGUAAUGUUAACUAACCUUCUUUCUUAGUGAAUUUAACGUUGGGAUGAAGUUCUUUAAUGACAGCUCUGGUGACUGAAUGCCUCUCUAUAUUCACAGAACAGCUACAACAUGGUGUCCUUUCACUAUGUUUAAAGAACUAUUUUUAGGUGAAAGAGGGGCAUCCAGAUUCAUUUGUUUCACAGUACCUUUGCCGCUGCCAACAAAGGUGCUCCCUGUGCUAACAGUGAUGGGGCAUGUGUUGCAAUAGGUGUUCACCUAUUCCCUAGAAACUGGACCAAGAAGAACCAUUUAGCUUCACAUGUGACCGUCUCACAGCAAUCCGACGGCCUGGUAUUCAAUAAUCUCGAUCUUGCAGCGUUGUUUCAAGGACUGGAUAAUGUUGGUACUGUUCUUAAGAUACGAAAAUCUCACUGUAAAUGCUGAGCUCUUUGGCGGCACGGGACCAUCCUUUUGUUCUGUGUUUGUACAGGGCUGAUGCAGAAUAGAAUCCUGGUCCAUAAUUGAGACUCUUGGAUGCUACUACAAUGCAAAUAAAAAAUAAUUAUAAUUAACAACUGCAGGUGCCCAAUAGUCUCUAAAAUGAGUCAGUAAAUUUCAGGAGUCGCAUCUGUAGAAGAGCUUACUGAUAGAUUGAAAGGAAUGAGUUAUCAGAGGUUGGUGAGCACUUCCCUUCAGUGCCAAAGGUUCCACACUGCAGCAGGAUGUCUAAAGAGCAAAACUGGGGCAGAGCACCGCUGGCUGGAGCGGCAUCUUAAGGAUCCAUUUGUGAGGGCAACAAAACAACAUAAUUAUCGUUGCCGGAGUGCUUUCAAACUGCUGGAGAUAGAUGACAAACAUAAGGUUCUUCGUCCAGGGCUCUCUGUGAUAGACUGCGGGGCAGCUCCUGGAGCUUGGAGUCAGGUUGCGGUACAGCGAGUCAAUGCUUUGGGCACUGAUCCUAAUGCCCCUGUUGGUUUUGUCCUUGGAGUUGACCUUCUUCAUAUUUCCCCUCUGGAAGGAGCAGUCUUCCUUCCCAAUGCUGAUAUUACAGAUCCAGUCACGCUUAAGAAGAUCCAGGAGCUCCUUCCUACAGAGAGGGCAGAUGUUAUCUUGAGUGACAUGGCACCUAAUGCCACAGGGAUCCGAGAGCUAGAUCAUCAGAAGUUGAUUAACUUGUGCUUGACCCUUUUGGAUCUGUCCCAAAGUAUCUUGCGGCCAAGGGGAACCAUCCUUUGUAAAUUCUGGGAUGGACGGGAAGCCCAUCUUCUCCAAAACAGACUAAUGGAGCACUUCCAAGACGUGCGAACUAUAAAGCCUCAGUCCAGCCGGAAAGAGUCAGCAGAGAUCUAUUACUUGGCAAAACUAUACAAUGAUGGAGUGAAAUAUCAGAAACACUGAUGAUUGUGUCUGCCAUUAUUGCAGUGGUUGUCAGUCACUGACUGGAUACUUUGAUUUGAAGUGUAUUUAAAAAAAAAAAAAAAAAUCCCAGCAUUGAGACUCUGAAAUUGAAUUGCUUUAUUUUUAAGCCUAAUUUGGUGAAAUCUGUCAUUUAUAUAACACCAUAGGUGUUCAUCAUGGUUUAUAGAUACAAAAUAAAACAAGGUUGUUGCCCCACUGAGUUUAUAAUCUAAUUAGGCAAGUAAGGACAUCCAGUCUAACUCCCCACCUGGGAAGAAAGCUCUUGGAAAUGUAUAUAAAACCUGCCUGUGGGGGAUGGAAACAAAAAUAAAACACUAGUUAUA